Messenger RNA from Ricinus communis (castor bean), 1374 nucleotides. Its product is annotated as F-box protein SKIP23. The transcript has a single exon. NCBI's taxonomy places the organism in Eukaryota, Viridiplantae, Streptophyta, Magnoliopsida, Malpighiales, Euphorbiaceae. The coding region runs from base 104 to 1345 and encodes 413 amino acids. The record is from RefSeq and is a predicted model, not a curated record.
AGACCAACAAAAGAAGCCAAAUUAAUGACCAUGCUUAACUCCAACUACUACAGGACAGAAGCAUGAUGGCACUAAUCAAACCUCUAUUUAAUCAGCAAUCCUGAUGAUUUGUAAUGCAAUAAUCAUGUCUAACUGGUCAGAACUUCCACAAGAAUUGCUACAAACCAUAACCCAAAAGCAAUCCAACUAUGUCGAUUAUAUUUCCACAAGAGCUGUUUGCAAAUCAUGGUGGUCUGCAAUACCUAAGAAACCUCAUGAUCUUCUUUGUCAACUUCCAUGGCUAUUGCUUCCUUACCACAAAAACAAUCCAAAUCAUCGCGGCUUCUAUAACCUUGCAGACGGAAAGACCUACCACCUCGAAUUGCCUGAGACCAUUGAAAAACGUUGUUGUGGUUCUUCUCAUGGUUGGUUAGUUAUGGUCGAAGAUACUCCGUCAAUUUUUCUAUUAAAUCCGUUAACUAAAGCUAGAAUUGAGCUUCCAUCCUUAUCAACUUUUCCUAAUUUCCCCACUGAAGUAGUCUACGAAAAUUCCAGGAACAUAAAUGAGUAUUUUAAUACGAAAGCCAAACUUCGUAUUAGAGAAACAUAUAUCAGAAAAGCUAUAGUAUCCGAGGAUCCUUCAACAGGUAAUUUCGCGGUCAUGGCAAUAUAUAAAACUAUAAACAGUACUGAGAAUAUAGCCUUCUGUAAAUCAGGGGAUGCAACUUGGUUCACUAUCCAAGAAACAUCGCAAAAGAUCCAUUAUCAAGAUGUAAUGUUUCAUCGAGGAAAAUUCUAUGCGGUGGAUGAUAAGGGCAGGGUUUCAAUCUGCAUUACAGAUAUUAAUCCUCCAUCGGUGAUCCAAGUUGCUGAUCCUCCACCUGUCCCACCAUUAAUGGGAUAUAAGCAAUGGUACUUGGCUUCCUUAGAUGAAGAUCUAAUACUUGCCGGUCGGUUUAGGAAAUAUAGAGGUUCUGGUUAUGAGUACCAGACUCAUAAAUUCAUGGUUUACAAGCUAGAUGCAAGCAGUUCAAACUGGCUAGAGUUAGAUGGAUUGGGUGAUAUGCUAUCGUUUUUGGGCUGGAAUUGCUUUCACUCCAUUUCGACUCAGAAUUAUAGGAAUUACAGCGGAAAUUGCAUCUAUUUUACUGAUGACAAGUUUAUUGUAGGCAGUGAUUUUCCAUGGGAGGGUCAUGACUAUGGUAUUUUCAACUUGGAUGACAAAAGCGUCCAGCGAUUAGGUCUGCCUUCGUAUCCUAUAAAGUUACCCAUUUUGCCUUUCAUUUAUGGUUACGAAAGAAGCUUAAAGCGUGACCGAUCCUCCUUCAUCUUGCCUCCACCUAUUUGGGUUACAAUUAAUCCAUAAAUUAUUCAUUUAUGAUUUUAGAACUGAAU